Soboliphyme baturini is the source of this 648-nucleotide messenger RNA. The record is from the annotation of a GenBank genome assembly. NCBI's taxonomy places the organism in Eukaryota, Metazoa, Nematoda, Enoplea, Dioctophymatida, Soboliphymatidae.
AUGUCAAUCACAUUCAACGGACCAAUCGGCUGUCUCGAAAUCGCAACGGAGGCGCAAGAAUUCGACUAUCCGGUGGUUCUGAAACACGCAAAAUGCAGCACGAACGAUGCACGGAUCAUUAGAACCAAGCGGAGGGAGCCACCGGACCCUGUAGAUCUCUAUCAAUUCGUGAAGAACGCGAACCUCGGAAACGCAGCCGACCUCGCGCAAAGUUCAAAGGUCGAGUACCCACACAAAGACGGCCUAAUUCCAGCACCUUUGUUGCCUCAAAUUCCGGAUCCUGGACUGAGGGCUGAUCGAAAAGGAGUCGACCAAUCAGAUACCAACCUUUCGGCCGGCGCCGAAGAUCCGGUCUGCCCGGCACAGCUAGUGGCACUGCUUGACAUAAGCCGUCAUCUGCGCGCAUUGCUUCGCCACGCGUUACGGCCACCACAGAGGAACAGUGACGGUGAUCGUUUGAACAUUCGCCUACCGGUGACCCCCCAUUCUUUGUUCUUGCUGCUGCUCUGCGGUCUGCUGUGGAGUACUGAGGCGCGCAAUGUCCUCGCUGAGGAGAUGGACAAGGAGUCAAAGCCGCUGGUAAAACGCAUUCCUUUCUCAGGACCAUUUCCUAAUACUCUGUUCGUUUACUGUUACAGUUCGACGUAG